Leptomonas pyrrhocoris is the source of this 460-nucleotide messenger RNA. RefSeq lists its product as hypothetical. The coding region runs from base 92 to 460 and encodes 122 amino acids. NCBI's taxonomy places the organism in Eukaryota, Euglenozoa, Kinetoplastea, Trypanosomatida, Trypanosomatidae. The transcript has a single exon. The record is from RefSeq and is a predicted model, not a curated record.
AGCUCUUUUACCUGUUUGUUUGAAAACAUUUCUUUUCUCUUCCCACCCUCUCCUUCAUAAAUCAACUCUGCAGACGCGUUGCGCCGCAGCAAUGGAAAAAGACGCCAUUGCAGAGCGCACCAACGUUGAAGUUGCCGCGGAGCACGUAACGGAGGCAAAGCAGCUUCUUGUAGAACUCGACCGCCGCAAGAAUCAAUACCGCGAAGCCCAGCGAAAGAUUCUCAACACUCGCCCCGAGGACGACCUUUGGAUUCUUAGCGGCGGCUCCACCUUCGUUUCAUGCGAGUUGAGUCACGCCGACACGCUGAAGUACUUCGAAUGGCGUCUGCAGCAGUGCGACAACGAUAUCGAAGAGGCACGCGAGGAUCUUAAGCUGAAGGUAGCCGCUUUAGCCGAGUUGGAAGGACCCGACAGCGCUUUGAACCGCCUGUAUGAGGGCUUCAAUCUGAAGGCGGUGUGA